UCAGACCCUUUCAAUAACACUAAGACAGAGAAGCAGAAGAACACAAUCCACAGUCUGGCUUUACUUCUUACACUUUAGCAAUAGUACCAUUGGUUUUGUUGCGAACCCAACAAUGGCUUCAUUGCAGGAACCAUGGCUCUUGGAGAAUGGAAACCUUAAGGGCUCAAGCAAGGAGAUAAGACAUGCCAGGACCGCACACAACAUGUCAUCCUCGUCAUUGCGCAAGAAGUCAGACCUCACUCUUGUAUCGAAAGUUCGAUGUGGAAUGCUUAGACACUUGUUAACUAACCUUCAAGAGGUCAUUUUGGGGACUAAACUUACAGUUCUUUUUCCUGCCAUCCCACUAGCCAUUGCUGCUGAAUGUUAUGGCUUUGGAAGACCCUGGGUUUUUGCUUUGAGCUUGCUUGGACUGACCCCACUUGCAGAACGUGUCAGCUUUUUGACAGAGCAAAUUGCUUAUUACACUGGUCCGACAGUGGGAGGGCUCCUAAAUGCAACAUGUGGUAAUGCUACAGAACUGAUAAUAGCUAUUUUUGCACUCUGGCAACACAAGAUACAAGUGGUGAAAUAUUCACUCUUGGGUUCCAUACUAUCAAACCUACUUCUGGUUCUUGGCACCUCUCUCUUCUGUGGUGGCAUUGCCAACCUUGGAAAGGAACAAAAAUAUGAUAGGAGACAAGCUGACGUGAACGCGCUGCUUUUGCUCCUGGCAUUGCUGUGCCAUAUGCUGCCACUGCUGUUUCGGAUUUCUGCAGCCUCCGUUUCCCUCACGGAAGUCCCAAUACUGCAGUUGUCGAGAGUAAGCAGCAUUAUAAUGCUGCUUGCAUACAUUACAUACAUUAUCUUUCAGUUAGUGACACACAGGCAACUAUUUGAAGCACAAGAGGAAUCCGUGGAAGAUGGCGAUGAUGUGCUUUCAGAAGAAACACCUGUGAUAGGAUUCUGGAGUGGAAUAGUUUGGCUGGUUGGAAUGACUGCUGUCAUAGCCUUGCUGUCAGAAUAUGUUGUGGGCACGAUCGAGGAUGCUUCAGAAUCUUGGGGCCUUUCUGUCAGCUUCAUUAGCAUUAUCUUGCUGCCAAUUGUUGGAAAUGCAGCUGAACAUGCUGGAGCAGUCAUUUUUGCUUUUAAAAACAAGUUGGAUAUAUCUUUAGGUGUUGCACUAGGCUCUGCAACUCAAAUUGCUAUGUUUGUGGUUCCACUUUGUGUAAUUGUUGCUUGGAUUUUGGGCAUUGAAAUGGAUCUUAACUUCAAUCUCCUUGAGACUGGUGCUCUUACCUUAUCAAUAAUCACCACAGCCUUCACCUUACAGGACGGUACUUCUCACUACCUGAAAGGAUUGGCUCUAUUGCUGUGCUACGUUGUUAUUGGGGCGUGCUUUUUCUUAAACAAGACACCAUUGAACCAUGGAAAUGUCAUCGAUUUGGGAGUCAAGUCCGCAGCUAGAUCAGUCAUUGCAGCUUAAAUUUGUAUCAUAUGAUCAUGAACGCAGGGCUUGUCCUUCAGGAUGAAGAUUACAGCAUCAAAACAUCAUCAUCAACAGAUUGAAUGAAUUUUGUUAUUCUUUCAUCUUGUUUCAAAGGUAACUGAGGAGUCAACACCAUUGUAGCUUUAUGAAGAAAGGCUACAGCAUAUAUAUGUAAUGUAUAGGAUUUCUCAGGGUGUUUUUCGCAACCGAGUUUUUGUUUCUUGAGCCAGUAUAUAUAGAAGCUGCUGGCGUAUGGCACAGGGGUUAUCUUUACUCCUGUAUAUAUCAAUCUAAUAAAUAAAUGGAAAUUAUUUCUUGUU
Molecule: messenger RNA, 1785 nt
Organism: Populus trichocarpa (black cottonwood)
Lineage: Eukaryota; Viridiplantae; Streptophyta; Magnoliopsida; Malpighiales; Salicaceae
Product: vacuolar cation/proton exchanger 3
Exons: 10
Coding region: 113-1462 (449 amino acids)
Biological process (GO): intracellular calcium ion homeostasis; calcium ion transmembrane transport
Cellular component (GO): plant-type vacuole membrane
Molecular function (GO): calcium:proton antiporter activity
Source: RefSeq, a predicted model, not a curated record